UGCCAGCAGCUGUAACCGAAAACAACAACUUCAACAACAAAUCAGCAGAUGUGAAAUACUAACGUAUAUCUUAAAAAUUCAUCGUUCUAUUGUGAUGUCGAACUUUUACAAGGAGCUGAAAGCAGAAUGGUUGAAUGCCUCGCCAGAUUUGUCGCGCUGCGGCCAGCUCCUGAACUCACUUAAAUUGGAGAUGGUUCGUGUCGGUUACGUGGAAGAUGAGGGUGAAGUGAAUCCGCAACAGAAACAGGAGUUGCAGAGGUCACGGGAUAUACUGGAAAUCGCUAUCGAACACAGCAUCAAGGUCAAAGAUAAUGCAGCAUUUGAGCGAUAUAUGACACAGCUUAAGAUGUACUACUUCGACUACAACAAGCAUCUUGACUCCUCGGAGCAGAUGCACAAAUUCAUGGGCCUUCACUUGCUCUAUUUGCUGGCCACCAAUCGCAUCGCCGACUUUCACAUUGAGCUGGAACGUUUGCCGUCGGCUCUGCUGCUGCAAAACCCUUUCAUUUCGCCGGUGCUGGCGCUGGAGAACUACUUCAUGGAGGGACGGUACAAUAAGAUCUUGCAGGCAAAAAAGUCGAUGCCAUCAGGGCUAUAUGCUGAUUUUAUGGAUCUACUGGUGGGUACUGCCCGGGAGGAAAUAGCCUCAUGCAUGGAGAAGUCGUACGGAAAGAUCGCACAAAAGCAGGCUGCAUUACGCUUGGGUCUCAAGCCCGACAGCCGUGAGAUGCAGGCUUUGGUCGCCAAACGGAACUGGACCCUUGAUAAGGAUGGCAACUUUAACUAUGCCGAGCUACACCGGAGGCAAAAGGAGAAAGUGCCGGCCAAAGAUAUCGCAGUCCACACAUUAACAUACGCGCAGGAACUAGAGAAAAUUGUUUGAAGUUAUAACAAAUGAAGCGUUUUACGUUAAUCCAAUCAGCUAGAAAAUGAUUGCCUGAAAUAGAGUUGCUUUCUUCCGAAAUUUGUCAGAUUAAAUUUGCACAGAACUCAA
Molecule: messenger RNA, 994 nt
Organism: Drosophila hydei
Lineage: Eukaryota; Metazoa; Arthropoda; Insecta; Diptera; Drosophilidae
Gene: Rpn12R
Product: 26S proteasome non-ATPase regulatory subunit 8
Exons: 1
Coding region: 95-883 (262 amino acids)
Biological process (GO): proteasome-mediated ubiquitin-dependent protein catabolic process
Cellular component (GO): proteasome regulatory particle, lid subcomplex; proteasome regulatory particle; cytosol
Source: RefSeq, a predicted model, not a curated record